Molecule: messenger RNA, 1044 nt
Organism: Vicugna pacos (alpaca)
Lineage: Eukaryota; Metazoa; Chordata; Mammalia; Artiodactyla; Camelidae
Source: RefSeq, a predicted model, not a curated record
AGUGUGUGCUGAGGUGUGCAAGUGCGUUGCGCGAGUGUGCGUGGUGCGUGUGCGGGGGCUGCAGCUAUGCCGGUGUGUGUGCACAGAUGUGAGAGGUGCGAGUUCGCAGAUGUGCGGGAUGCGUGUAUGCAGAUGCGUGUGCAGCAGUAGGAGAGCGGGGGUGGGAGGGCCCUGCGACUGACCCACUGGUGGCCGGCGGAGCUGGGGUCCUCCCUUGGGGGUCUUUGCUGACCCCCGCGGGGUGCUGCCCUCAGGCCUCCCGGAGGAUCGGGGCCUCCGUGGGGCGAGUCUCUGCCUGGACGUCCAAGAAGGGCGGACAAGGACUACCAUCCACCAUGGUGAAGCUGAGCUGCAGCUUCUCGGGGAAGUCAGGCAAAGACCCUGGGGACCAGGAUGGGGCUAUUAUGGACAGCGUCCCCCUGAUCAGCCCCCUGGAUGUCAGCCAGCUGCAGCCAUCCUUUGCUGACCAGGUGGUCAUUAAGACACAGACGGAAUACCAGCUGUCCUCCCCGGACCAGUCGAAGAAGUUCUCCGAUCUGGAGGCCCAGAAACUGAGCGGCAGCCACUCGGGCCAUGGGCGCAGGGUGUCCACGGGGAGGAUGCUGGCAUUUACCCUGGCGCUCCUGGCCUGCGUCGUGAUCAUGUACAAGGCUGUCUGGUACGACCAGUUCAGCUGCCCCGACGGCUUCCUGCUUCGGCACAAGAUCUGCACCCCGCUGACUCUGGAGAUGUACUACACCGAGCUGGACCCCGAGCGUCACCGCAGCAUCCUGGCGGCCAUUGGGGCCUACCCAAUGGGCCGCAAGCACGGCACGGAGACGCCGUGGGUUGGGGGCUACCGCGCCUUCAAGGAGACGCCCAAGGCACCCAACCGGGCGGGCGCAGCGGCCGCCGCUUCGGAGCCCUCCGGGAAGCCUUCCGCCAAGCCCUCCGCCAAGCCCUCCGCCAAGCCUUCCCUGAAGCCCUCGGAGAAGCCCUCCGCUCAGGGAGAGAAAGAGGCGGCGCAGGUGGCGGGGAGCGCGCUGCCCCCAGCCCCCCAGUGAC